This is a messenger RNA of Syngnathus acus (greater pipefish), 1769 nucleotides long. RefSeq names its product axonemal dynein light intermediate polypeptide 1-like. The transcript has 4 exons. The record is from RefSeq and is a predicted model, not a curated record. NCBI's taxonomy places the organism in Eukaryota, Metazoa, Chordata, Actinopteri, Syngnathiformes, Syngnathidae. Gene Ontology annotation, molecular function: dynein heavy chain binding. Gene Ontology annotation, cellular component: axoneme; filopodium. Bases 147 to 1169 code for a protein of 340 amino acids.
CCCGGCGAAUAACUGCAUGUAGAAUGGUUCCGUUUUGCAGUCACACAUUUUUCAUUUUUAGAAAUAUCUCACUUAAACACGAUACAAAAAUGUCAUUCUUUCGUAAAAACCUGCUCUUUAACUUAUGAUACAAAUUAAACGUAUGAAUGGUAACAUCUUACUUUUUCUACUCUUUUCGAUCCUACCCGGAUCGAAAGAAAUGGACACCAGGAGACAGUUGCCAUAACGACAAAAAAACGUCAACGCGAACUUUUUUUUUUUUUUACUUGAAACCAACGUGUAGCUGGAGCUUGUAUUUUAAUUGGAAAAAAAAUCAUCCUAACAUAUCAUACAAGAUGAGUGAGUUCACAGAGUCUCUUCUCAAAUAUGACACUCCCGUUUCAAUAAGCAAAGGCACCGUUAGGAAAUCAGUAAAAGGGCGUCCAUUCAAAGUGAGCCCACAUCAGCCUGCUGACACCCCUGUGCCCCCUCCCCCUCAAAGCAAAUCAGGGUCACCUGAAAAUGAGCAAGUCCUCAACGUCAUCUUUCCCCCCAGAGAGUGGGCGGAGGGCAACGCCAUGUGGGCCCAACGAGUGUCCAGUACGCCAAGUACACGGGCCGACGUGGUCAAGCUGGAAGAGGCGCUCGACAGGAAGUUGCAGCAGAGGCGGGCCUUGGAAACGGGCAUCUGCCCCAUUCGCAGGGACUUGUACUCUCAGUGCUUCGGUAACUACGAAUGGUGGCAAUUUGACGACGCCGCAGGAAUGAAGGCAGUCACUGCAGGACUUUUUUUUUCUUUAUUUCGAGACGAGCUGAUCCGGCAGGUGAGCAUCAACUGUGUCGAGCGGGGUCUCCUGCUGCUGCGCGUCCGAGACGAGAUCCAAACGACCGUGGCCGCUUACCAGACCCUGUACGAGAGCAGCGUGGUCUUCGGGAUGAGGAAAGCUCUCCAGGCCGAGCAGGACAAGGAGGACAUGCGAAAAAGAAUGAACGAUCUGGAGAAAGAAAAGGAGGAGCUGACCAUGCGGCUGAAUGCGCAGAACGCCCAAUGCGUCGCCAACGAGAAAAGGGAAGAGGAAAAACGGGAAGCGCAAGAAAAGAAGCACGUGGAGCAGAUUCAGUUUUGGAAGAAGACCAACCAGCAGCUCAAGGUAGAACACGGCGACUCGUCACGACUUCCCUUCUCCUAAUAUCUGUAUUCCCGUUCAGGCCCAGCUGGAAGGAAUUGUCACGCCAAAGAAGUAACUUCCGAACAUCAUUCAAAGUCUUUCCAAACCGACUUUAUUGCUAUCCUUUAGCGCUUAGCUCUCUUAGCUUUUCUGCCCUCCGACGUUGGCGCUUGGCUGUCGAUCUUCUUGUCCUUGUUCCUGUUCUUGACGUUGUGCGUUUCGUAGUAGCGCGAGCCGACUUUCUUGGACCGCUGGGCGCGAUCCAUCGCUCUUCUCUGUACAAGUGGGAAAACACAGAGAUUUGAAACGACCCGUUACCUUUUUCACUUUUGUGACAGACGUUUACAAAAGUGAUUCAAUGUGUGGAAACACGAAUUGAAACAAGUCAAAUGCAUUUGAUGUUCUUCUUGACCUCUUUGGACGAGAGUUUGGGUCGUCGGGCGGAUGGGCCAUCUUCCUCAUCGGCGCUGUCAGCUUUCCUCUUUCUGUUUUUCUGAGCAGUGACUAAAAUAAAUGAAAACGAGAGUGUCAGUGAAAAACGAUGUUGACAGCGAGGCUAGCGCAAGAAUAACAAUGUACGCUUGUUGAAGGGGAAAAAGAUUCAGUUAACAUGUAUUGCAC